AUGAACAAAUUCACACUCGUUGUGGCCAUCAUCCUUGUUGUUGGUUUGAUCCAUUCUUCAUCAUUGGCAACUGUGGAUGGAGCCGAGAAUGCUCAUUCGGGCUCACCCACUCCUCUCGAUGCCUACAUGUCUCUUCCAGAUCCCUAUUAUUCCUAUAAAUUAGCCUCUCAUAUCGAUAAUGCUGCUGCCGACGUGUACGUGAUUAAUAUGACUUCUCUCGGAUACCUCACACCAGCUCAGUCCAAUCGUCCUAUUUGGACUCAUACUCUCACACUAGUAGUUCCAAAGAAUUUAAACACUCAAAUCCGAAGAGCUUCUUUACUCAUCAACGGUGGUGAUAAUCUUCAGCCUAAUAUUCCUUCUGCAGAUUUAAAUGAUUUAAUUUUAAUAUCAAGCGUCACUAGGAGCAUCAUGGCUGAUUUGAUGCAAGUACCUAAUCAACCUAUUGUGUUCGCUAAUGAUCCAUUGCACAUGAAGAGAUCGGAAGAUGACAUUACUGCCUUCACUUGGAGAUAUUUCAUGAAUAACACAAAACAACAACCUGACGAUGCCUACAAGUGGAUUAUUCAACUACCAAUGGCCAAGAGUGCUAAAUACGCUUUGGAUACCAUGCAGAGUUUCACCAAUGAUUUGUUAAAAUGA
Molecule: messenger RNA, 642 nt
Organism: Naegleria lovaniensis
Lineage: Eukaryota; Heterolobosea; Eutetramitea; Acrasida; Naegleriidae
Exons: 1
Coding region: 1-642 (213 amino acids)
Source: RefSeq, a predicted model, not a curated record